Molecule: messenger RNA, 10597 nt
Organism: Ostrea edulis (European flat oyster)
Lineage: Eukaryota; Metazoa; Mollusca; Bivalvia; Ostreida; Ostreidae
Product: tectonin beta-propeller repeat-containing protein 2-like
Exons: 17
Coding region: 216-4745 (1509 amino acids)
Molecular function (GO): protein binding
Source: RefSeq, a predicted model, not a curated record
UUGAUUGUUACUGUGUCAAAUAGAUUAAUAGAAUUCAUGGGUUUUUUGUUGCUUUUAUUUAUGAUUGCCUUUUGGUUACGUAUAAUACACCACUCUUCAUCACGGGACGUCAGCAAUCAUUUCACUAACAAGCAUACACAGAUUUCGUGGCUGUCUACGAAGAUGCUAACUAAUUAUGAUUGGUGAUUAAAGAAGAGUCGGAGACUUGUGGCACUAUGGCAGAAAGUGAAGAAAACAUAGAUUCACCAACAACUGAAGGCUACCCAAAACAUCCCAUUCCAAAGGAGCAUCGCUCUCUUGAUUACCUUCUGUCCCAGAUUCCACGCAGAGCUCAGAAAGGAUUUUUGUCAAAUUGCGAUUUGAUUUUAAAAUGUGUUGAUGCCAAUUCAGAGUACAUCGCCCUUGGUACAAAUGUUGGAGUGGUAUAUUUGUUUGACAGGAAAAAGGAGUUGAUAGAAAGAUUGAAAACACAUUCCAACAGUGAUGUCAUCACCUCAGUUGCUUUGCACAAUGGGCUUGAAAAUCAGGUUGCCAUAGGAACUGAGAAGGGGGCUGUUUAUAUUUUCCAGCUCCCAUCCCUUAUUCCAGGCCAAAACAAGAAGCUUCAGCAGUUUGUUGUACAAGGAGUACACAAGGCUCAAAUUAAAUGUACAAGAUGGAGUUUGAAUGGAAUGAAGCUCUACUCUGGAGAUGAUCAAGGGUUGGUUGUCUGCACAGAAUUCGACACCUACCAGGGACAAUGUAAAUCCUCUGUGGUGUUGACAGAGGUGGGGUCCAGUAUUGUGCAGUUGGACCAUGGACACAAAUCCCUUCUGGUGUCUACAAAACAGAGGACCCUGAUAUACAGGACAGAUGAAACCACAGUCCAAGUGGGACAGAAAGACAGAAAAGUUGCUGGCCCAUUUGGAGCAUGUUUCAUUCCAGCCAUGUGCAAACCAGAGGAUGCUCAACUUUAUGCUUGUCGACCUGGUGCACGAAUCUGGAAAGCUGGCAUGUGUGGAACAGUCAGCAACACUUUCCUUUUCAAAGAACUUAUCAAUUCUACUCACUCAGAAAUCCAGUUGCUGUUCAAGAAUGGGAUACCAGCGACGAGAGUCUCGGACCAUCAGUUUGGGCCAUUGAUGCUGUAUAUGGAGAAGUACCUUGUGACAUGGAACGAGUCCUCGCUCUAUGUGUUAAGUCCAGAAGACAAUUCUGUGGUGGGAAGUCAACGGGCUCUCGGAGCAGUGGUAGAUGUAGCUGUCACUGAGGAUGAAAUUUUUAUUUUGAGAAAAAAUAAUGAAAGAAAUCUUAUCAGGAUAGCUGUUUAUCCAGAAAAAAAGGGAGAAUCUCUAUAUCAUAAACUGUUGCAUGAGAAGGAAAAAUACGCCUUAAUGCGGCAAUCUGCACCACCCAUAGAAUCUGCAGUUCAUGUUCACAACAUUCAACAGUCUAGUCAACAACCUAAUUCACCAUUAGAUUUCAUUCAAUCAAAAUUAAAAUCUCUAGAGGUAACAGGGGGCUCAAUGAAAUCUGGAAUUGAGCAUCUUCUGUCAUCUAUGGAUCAUUUAGAGGAUUCUGUCGAGAUAACUGAGCAUGAGAUCGAUCAUCGAGAUCAUCCUCAUGCUCAGCCUCCUCAGGAUCUUCCCCCUGUGAUAAAACAAGAAACAGAACUCCAUGAAAAACUGCCUCCAGUUAUAAAGCUGGCAACUCCAGAUUUACUGACUGUAGAAAUUUUCACUGAUAAUACAGCUUCUAGUCAGAAGGACGAUGAUAAGGACAAAGAUGUGAAAAUGUCUGGUCCCCCAACAACACGCUUUAACCCCUUUCUGAAAGAGGAUUUAGAGACUGACUCUGUACCCAUAUCUGAUUCACAUUGUGAUUAUUCUCGUGACCAGUAUUCUGUUGAAUCAGCAGAUAAACUAAUACCUAGGGGGCCAUCAGGAGUCCAACCUCUUAUGACCAAAGACAGCAGUGCAAACCAUAACAGUCCAUUACCAAGUGGUACAAUUACAGAAGAGAGAUUAUUGUCUGUGGUUGGUGAUGAUGACAUUGUGUUCAAUUCUAAACAUAAAAAGCACAAGAAAAAGAAAAAAGGAUUGAAAGGUGAUAGGGAUUCUACUCAUACUUCGUAUCAUGAUCAGUUUAAAGACCAACAACAGGAUGGCCCAGAGGACAAUAUUUCCAUAAAAAGUGGUGACACAAUCUCCAUCCAUAGUGACAUCAGUGAAGGUCCAUACUCCACAGAGGAAAUUCGGGAGAAUCAGAAAUUCAAGAAUAUCAUUGAUGCUGAAGGCGAAAAAGUGAAGAAAAUGUGUAGUAGAGAGUCCUCUCCAGCACGAAAAGGGCAACAGAGUACAGACAAAUUGUCUGAAGCCACUCUUGUACAUGGAUUGCAAAGUCUGCCUCAUGAUUACUUAUCUAAAAGUUUAGAAGCAUUUGAGAAAGAGUUGACAAAAAUGGACACAAGUAGUGCUCAUGAAUUGGAAAAUAGGGAUCCUUUGUUUCAUUCAGAGGAGACUGAGAAAUCCAUUGAAAAGACCAUAACUGCCGAGAAUGAGAAAGCAAUUUCAAAAAGUUCCAGUAAUGAUUUACAUGCACCUGAUGAAUCAACCAAGAAGUCUGAAGAAACUAUGUCAAAAAACAGUGCUUCCAACACAGAAAUCUGGAAGAGUUCAUUAAGAGAAGGAGAGAAUCCUUCUCAAGAAAAAUUGGAUUUGUCAUCACCUGUCUCCAAUGGCUCCUCUGAAAAUUCUCUUCUAAAAUCUCCAGAUCAGAAAGUUAAAGAUCUGUUGUCACCUCUAGAGUCACCAGCAGAUGACUUCUACAAUAUGUACAUUUCCAGUACAAGUAUGACCUCACAGAAGGAUGUCAAAUACCACCCACUUCUGCCAUCAUCCACAGAAGAUGAAGCACCUGAAGAAAAUGAAACAGUCCUCUCAACAAAGGAAAGCGAGGAAGAGGAACCCUCAUACAAAGUACUCAACAACUGGACAGAAAUAUUCACCAAUGGUAACCUCUCUUGUCUGUGCCUGACAGACACACAUAUCUGGCAUGUGGAUAGAAGUGCUAAUUUAUGGCAGUGCAGUCUGAGCAGUCCAGGACUGAAGUGGCAAAAAGCAAAUGGCUUUGCCAAGAUGAUAGCUGUAUCGCGAUCUGGGAACAUUGUGUGGAGGCUGUAUAAAGAAACAGUUUAUGCUGGAACUAAGAUAACAGCCAAACAUCCAGAGGGUCUGAAGUGGAUAGAGGCAAUCAGAGAGGUGCAGUAUAUUUCUGUGGACGAGACUGUGGCAUGGUACCUUAAAACAAAUGGUGAGGUGGUAAUGCAGAAGGGUUUAUCUAAGGAUCGGCCAUGUUUUAAGGCAGUGAAGAUUGCAUGUGAACACAAAUUGACCCAGAUUGUCUGUUACAGAGGUGUAGUCUUAGGGUUGACUGAUCAGUGUCAGCUCGUGUACAGGGAUGGGAUAAGCAAAGACUGUUUGGAAGGAAAGAGUUGGAAAUUGAUAAAAUGUAAGUCCUCACAGGAAAUGCUCUUCAAUGCAAUAUCCUUUGGUGUGGAUUGCAUUUUAUGGGCAUUAGAUGUCUUGGGCAGAAUAUGGUUUACUACUGGUUUUGCCAUGGAAACCCCAACUGGUGAUGGAAAGUGGUGGGAGGUGCCAGUAAGUGAAAUAGUAGUGAAGGAUGUCUCUGGAAUAGAUGCUCUAAGAUCUCUGGCCCAGAAGUUUGACCCACAGAAACUUGCUUCCCUGAUAAGUUCCCAGAAUGGGGGACUAAUCACAGCUGGUAAAGUAGGGGUGUGGGUGUGUCCCGAGUUCAAGAAUAUGAUCCAGGUCUGCCGAGGAGUUGUUCAAGGACAUCUAUGGGAAACAGUUGAAAUUCCUGGGAUUGUGUCGUCUGUUAUAUGGAAGUUUGUGUCAGCUCAGACUAGCAAUGAAGGACUAAUCUGGGCAAUGCAGCCCAAUGGAGACAUCUACACUUAUGCUGCAAGCCAGGAUAAAUGCAGCAUGGUGCAGUGCCCAUCCUACAGGAGAAAUGUUCUCUGUCUAAGUUCAUGUAGGGAUGCUGUGUGGGUCCUCACCGAGGACAAUGAAAUAUUCAUACGCAGUGGAAUUAGGCCAAAUAAUCCACAGGGUGUUGACUGGUGCAAACUGGACCUAUCACAAUUAGGUGAUGCAGUCCUGACGUCUGUCAGUUGUGGGACGAUUAAUGUGUGGGCAGUGGACACUAAGGGAGUUGUGUACCAAAGAAUAGGGGUCAAGGCUCCGACCUCUCACUCUCUCAAUGCUGCCUGGCUUCCAGUGGACAUGGGAAAACAGUCCUCUACAGUUUUUACACACAUUGCUACAGGACCCAAGGAUUUCAUGGUAUGGGUCAUUGAUAAUCGGCGUCAAAUUUAUGCUAGAAAGGGAGUUACAGAAGACAUGCCAAUUGGAGAAGAGUGGGUUCAUGUACCAGGAACUUUGGCUACUCAGUUGACGGUGUCAGAUAAGUGUGUGUGGGCACUAAAUCCCAGUGGGGAAAUCCUUUGUCGCUAUGGCAUCUCUAUGAAAAACCCUACUGGAGAUUACUGGCGAAAAGUCCCAGGAGUGUUUUAUCAAAUAUCAGUGAGCAAUUCAGACCAGAUGUGGGCAGUGAGUCAGGAAGGACAACUCUAUCGAAGAUUCACCAAGUAUUUAAAUAAGAACUAUGCAUCUGACCUGGAUAAACUUUUGCCCAAGAGGAGUUCAGUUAGCAUAUCUAGUGAUGAAGGAUGGGAAUUAUUAUAGUAACAAUACUUUAUUCCAGGAAAUUUUCAUGUAGUCAAAAAUUUUGGUGAUGCAGUAUGGACAACACUUUUUUCAAAUCUUUAUUUCUUUUUUAUAAUGACAUAAUUUAGAAAUAUUUGAGAGUAAUUUUAAACUAAGUAAAUUACAUUUAUUUUGAUCUUUGUUGGGGGGGGGGGGUGUAACACCAAGCAAAAUACCUAUGUAUAGUAUUAGUAUUGUUUAUUACCAAAAACCUGAAGUGUACUACUACACCAAAUGAACCAUUCUGUACUUGACUAGAAUUAUGCCAUUCCCACACCAAAUCAUUUCAUUCAAACUGUUCAGCAUUCCAUUUUCCUCAGGCCCAAAUGUUCUCAUCUAAAACCGUUUGUUCUCGAUAUACUGUCCAUUUCCUUAAAUCUUUCAUUCCUGCAGGAUCACUCAGAACUCAGACAGUGAGUCAGUGUAGAACAAGAUGGAGCUUGGUCAGGGGGGAAGAAGACUAUUGCUCUUCAUUUGGGAAUGUGUUUUGAAGUUUGUAGAAAUGUUAUUUGUGUACCUACUCUAAAAACAAGGAUAACUUUCUGGAGAAAAACGAUAUUGGAAAAGGGUUUUGAAUUUUAAAACAAAAAUAAUUUUUGUUGAUGAAAAACAUGAGAAAUUCCUGUAGCAUGAGAUUUUUACUGGAGUGGUCACAAAAGGGGUCUCAAAACAAAUAAAUUUUUGAUUACAUGUAUAUGCCCAGUUUAAGUGCAUUCAAUUCUUGAUUGAUAUACAUAUGAAUUGUUUUGGUGAAAUUGGUGGAAAAUUAAAAUGAAUUAUUUGCUUUUUAUAAUCUUGAACUGCUGUUGUCGUCAGGUGCAAGGGUGACAUGAGUUGCUAAAGCUACUUACAAAUGAGCAGACAUAGAGUCCACCUUAGGUCCUUGUCUCGGGUGAAACUGGUUUCCUUGAUAUCCCUCUCUGCAUCUCCGAAGUACCCUGCUCUGUAUCUCUGAGUGUACCCCUCUCUGUAUCUGCGAGUGUACCCCUCUCUGUAUCUCCGAGUGUACCCCUCUCUGUAUCUCUGAGCUACCCCUCUCUGUAUCUGCGAGUGUAUCCCUCUCUGUAUCUGCGAGUGUACCCCUCUCUGUAUCUCCGAGUGUACCCCUCUCUGUAUCUCUGAGCUACCCCUCUCUGUAUCUGCGAGUGUACCCCUCUCUGUAUCUGCGAGUGUACCCCUCUCUGUAUCUCGAGUGUACCCCUCUCUGUAUCUGCGAGUGUACCCCUCUCUGUAUCUGCGAGUGUAUCCCUCUCUGUAUCUGCGAGUGUACCCCUCUCUGUAUCUGCGAGUGUACCCCUCUCUGUAUCUCUGAGUGUACCCCUCUCUGUAUCUGCGAGUGUAUCCCUCUCUGUAUCUCUGAGUGUACCCCUCUCUGUAUCUGCGAGUGUAUCCCUCUCUGUAUCUGCGAGUGUACCCCUCUCUGUAUCUCUGAGUGUACCCCUCUCUGUAUCUGCGAGUGUAUCCCUCUCUGUAUCUGCGAGUGUACCCCUCUCUGUAUCUGCGAGUGUAUCCCUCUCUGUAUCUGCGAGUGUACCCCUCUCUGUAUCUGCGAGUGUACCCCUCUCUGUAUCUGCGAGUGUACCCCUCUCUGUAUCUCUGAGUGUACCCCUCUCUGUAUCUGCGAGUGUACCCCUCUCUGUAUCUCUGAGUGUACCCCUCUCUGUAUCUGCGAGUGUACCCCUCUCUGUAUCUCUGAGUGUACCCCUCUCUGUAUCUCUGAGUGUACCCCUCUCUGUAUCUGCGAGUGUACCCCUCUCUGUAUCUGCGAGUGUAUCCCUCUCUGUAUCUCUGAGUGUACCCCUCUCUGUAUCUGCGAGUGUAUCCCUCUCUGUAUCUGCGAGUGUACCCCUCUCUGUAUCUGCGAGUGUAUCCCUCUCUGUAUCUGCGAGUGUACCCCUCUCUGUAUCUCCGAGUGUACCCCUCUAUGCAUCUCCGAGUGUUAAAUCGGAUCUUACCUGAGUGGUUGUACUGAAUGGAUACCAUUACAUGUACCAUCAAUUCAGUUACUAUGAAUAUUGAUACAAUGUGGAUACUCCCUUACUGAAUUAAAACACAAAGUACAGUGUGCCAUGGAAUUACAUGUACUAUAUUUUAUUUUAGGAAAUAUAUAAUUUUAGAUCAAUAAAGACACUUGUACACAGUUUAAUGAGCUAUAUAUAAUACAAUUAUGAACCAUUAAAGUUCUCAAGAAAUAAGGUGCAAACUGACUUAUUCUUUAAAUAUUUCUAUAGCAACUGAAUGGAAAAAAAUAUUUCAAAUCUAUGUCAACUAACAGCUGUUAUUUCAUUGUUUAUGGGGAUGAUUUUAUUAAGAUUGGACCUGGAAUCACCUCAGCAGAAUUUUUAUGAUAGAGCCAUUUUGUAUGAAUUAUAGUACAUAGGUUAAAAAGCAUAUAUUUUCAAGUGAACUUCAAGUCUUAUACUCAUGAUUGUUAAUGCUUUAUUUUAUUUUCAUCCCCAUUCCAUCAGAUUUAUAAAAAUAGUAACAUUUUCUUAAAAAUUAUUUGGUAAAACUUAAAUAAUUAAGCCAAGAACCCCCCCCCCCCCCCCCCCCUCCCCUUCUCACAAUGUUUCUAUGUAAAAAGUGCCAAGAGUCUAAAGUGCAGAAUUUGAAGUUGAGGCCAAACCAUUCAUUCCUAUUUUGGCCCAAAGCAUUCCAUUUUUGACCCAAACUGUACAUUCUCUAUCUUCACAUUUUCGUUCUUGAUAAGAACUGUUGCGUUCUCGCCGAGAACCAUUCCAUUCUAACUAUUCAGCAUUCACUUCCCAAUCAAAACAGUUUGUUCCCAAAUCAUUCAUUGUUCAUUCACCAUUUCAAUGAUGUAGUAAUAUGCUUUAGAGUCAGUAUUUAUGCAGGUCAUGUGUUGAAAUAGCCUUCAAAAAUUUAUUGCAGCCAUGUUCCACACUUUAGUGUGAUUAUGGUUUUUUAAAAAAAUGAUUUAAUAUGGUAAAAAUUGAACUGCAUUCGAAAAUUUAUUUGUGUUAAUAUAUUUACUAAUGCAAUUCCACAAUACAUAUUGGGUUUUUGUUUUGUACAAUAUAACUCAGUAUGAAGUACCAGCUCAGUUGUUUGUCGUGUGAUCUUGCCCCUGGGUCAAUAAAACUGAGAUGAGUUCACUUCUGAUUUAUCAAAAUCUUACUUGAUAAUGUAGAUUAAAACUGAGGUCAUUAUGGUUGUGUAGUCCUGGAGUCUGUUGAAAAGUUUACAAGGAAGACAUUUCCACUCUUGUUUUAAGUAUAUUCUGGGGAUUCAAGCUCUGUUUUUCAUUUCUAGUCAAAGGUUAGGUUUAAGGCAUACAUACCAUUGUGUUACAUGUAGAAGAUUCAUGUAAGUUCACUAUUCCUUUUUCCCAGAAAUGAAUGAAGUUUCUUGUUUUUCAUGGACAUGUAAAUAUAUGAUAAUACAUGUAUGAAAUAAUUAUUCCUUCAGUUUUUGUGAUACCUUUAUUUUGAUUAUGCUUGAAAACUGGUAUUUAUCAUACAAGCAUAUCAAAAUUCGGAAAUUUUUUUUAGCCCUUUAUCAAUGGUACAAUAUUACAUAAUGAUGGCCAAUGGUUUAAUUGCAUGUUAAUUUUCCCCAUCAAUGAAAUAAACAUAUACAAACUGAUAUUAAUAUAUAUACACUAUAUAAUAUGUAUAACAGUGUGACUGUUGGACCGAGUGGCAUAAAAUGUUUAUUGGCGUGUCCCUAGUGAUAACUGUAUUCAGUAAAGUACAAUAAAUUUGAAAUAGAAAUAUUCGCUCACUUUUACAUAUUUAAGAAAUUCCUCUGGCACUAAAUGCCCAGUGACAUUAAAGGGACUGCUUCACGAUUUUUGAUAAAAAUAUUUUUCAGUUUUGAUGUUAAACAUUAGAAAUAUAACUCAUUUAAUGUUGACAGCCAAAAUUUUGACCUUCUGAAUGCAUGAAUGAAAGCAAUAUUUUAGCCUUAAAUAUGUGUUAUGUAAACAAAGACUCCAGUCUUUUUAUGUAAACAAACAAGUGAAAUAUUGACUUUGUAAUAUAAUGCAUCUUAAUUUUGCAUAGUCACAAAUUUUAACUUUUAGAUGACAAAUUUCACCCCAAAAAUGCUUGAAAAAUUAAAGAUAUAAUACUUAGAUUGAUAUCCAUUUCUUUUGAAAAUUCCGUAAACAAUAACAUAUCGCAAUUUUUUUUUUACAAAACAAAUAAUAAACUCUCUAAAAUGAGCUUCUGUGAUGAUGUAUAACCUUAAUUUUCAUGUGAAAUCUUUCAAACACAUUAGGCAGUAGAUUUUGAUCAUUAAAAGUGAACAACAAAAUUUUGGGUAAAAUCGUGAAUCAGUCCCUUUAAAAUAUUACCUUAAAGAUUUUUUGUGUUGGCUUUUAAGUGCCAGUUGAGGCUUGAGGGGAUGCUAAAGCAUGACUGUGAUGUUACAGUUUGAGAUUGCUUGUUUAAAUGUAGCGGUACAUUUGCAUAUGGACGAUCAAAAUAUAUUUUACAUCUUGCAACACGACUUAUUGCAUUUGUUCCACCUAAUCAUUUAAUGUGGGAAAUAUAAAUAAUGCAGUGGACGUUAACAAUUUUAUUCAAACUAUAUUUUAUUCACAAAGUGAAUGGGAUCGGGCAGCAGGCAUUGCCUAUUUUAGCCCUCUCCCUAACAAUGCAUUGUGAUUUCAUAUCAACACAACUAGUACGAUUGAAGGUAUGAGGAAACUUAAAUUGUCUGCUUAUCAAAAAUGUUUGGUACUUUCCAAACAAUUCGUUUAUUUUAUCUACAGGUUUUUCAAUAAAGUACCACAGUUUUAUAUUUUUAUUCAUAAAAACUCAUGAACUCUUUCAUCUAUUUAGUCCUAUUACUGUUUUUCUAUAUAAAGAUUUGUUAAAAGCUGUGUUACAAUGAUGAUUAUACAAUUCAUUUUGAAAAAAAUGAGUAUUUGAAUACACAAAUUGUGAGUCACAGUGUUGUAAUUUUGGUAAUCAAAUUUAUCACCUGAAUAACUGUUGAAGCAACUUAUGAAUCAAUUAUUCAGAACCCCUUGUGUGGCUCCAUACAAAUUAAAACAGAGACCGAUGUGGAUACUGAUAGUUCAAUAAAAUGGUGGUGCCCAUACGGCUCACAAAAUUUUCAGUGAACGUUUGUAGCGAUUAUAUCUAUUCGUUUGCCAAUUUUGUCUUUCACAUACAUGUUACGUUUAGAGCCUUGCUUUGUGGAUGAGCCUUUGGCCCAUCUGAGCUUUGCUCGGUAUUACAGGCAUUGUUAUAUUUAUGUAAGAAAAAAGUGUGUUUAUUCAGUUUAAAAUAGACCUAUAUACUGAUACCUAUAUUCUUGUCUCUUUUUCAAAAACUACUUUAUGUAUAUUGAUUUUUCAGAUUAAGGCAAAGUAUUGUGUUAAAAUUUAAUUUCAACCAUAAGGUGAAGGGUUGAGGUCAUCCAAAUCAAUGAGGACCCACUGUAUAGUGAUUGAAAUUGUAUAUUUUUAAAACAUGUACAUGUAUAAUAACAUUUCAAUUUUUUUUCUCCAUAUUUUCCAGACUGGUUUCUUAUAAGAAUUUAUUUUUCCUUUGAAAAUGAAAUAUAGGUACAUAUUCACAUACCAGUUUGUAUUUACAUGUACAUUAGUAAUUAAAUGUGUCAGUAUUGUAUUUCUUUCUGAAGGACACAUGAUGUAACAAUGCCUUCCAAUAUUGUUUUCUUUCCAUGUGUACUCCAGUCCGUGUACAGCGUUGGGACCAAUGUUUGCUUUGUGCUUGAAUUCAAAUUAUCCCUUUUCUGGACUUCUCUAGUAGUAUUUAUUCAAAUUAGUUAUUGUAUUUGUGAAAACAUUAUUUUACUAUUGUUAUGAAAUAAAUUGCUAUCAUACAAACUUCAAA